GAGGAUCGCGCCACCGAGGAUCAGAUCGUAAUACGCCGUGGAGCGUUCCACCGUUGCAAGUGGUGGUUCUUUAUUGAGAGAUCCUCAUCACAACAAAGGGCUAGCAUUUACUGAGAAAGAGAGGGAUGCUCACUAUAUUCGAGGCCUCUUACCUCCAGUGGUCAUCUCUCAAGAACUUCAGGAAAAGAAGCUAAUGCACACCCUUCGCCAAUAUCAAGUCCCUUUGCAACGUUACAUGGCGCUGAUGGAUCUUCAGGAGAGGAAUGAGAGGCUCUUUUACAAGCUUUUGAUUGAUAAUGUUGAAGAAUUACUGCCUGUUGUUUACACACCGACAGUUGGUGAGGCUUGCCAGAAGUAUGGGAGCAUUUUUAGCCGUCCUCAGGGCCUAUAUAUCAGUUUGAAAGAAAAGGGAAAGGUCCUUGAAGUGUUGAGAAACUGGCCGGAGAGGAAGAUUCAAGUGAUCGUGGUUACUGAUGGUGAGCGUAUUUUGGGUCUUGGAGAUCUAGGUUGCCAGGGAAUGGGUAUCCCUGUGGGAAAACUUUCUCUUUACACUGCUCUUGGAGGGAUCCGCCCAUCUGCAUGCUUACCUGUCACUAUCGAUGUGGGAACUAACAACAAAAAGUUGUUGAAUGAUGAGUUCUAUAUUGGGUUAAAACGAAGGCGUGCUGCUGGCCAGGAAUAUUCAGAACUUCUAGAAGAAUUCAUGUCUGCUGUUAAGCAGAACUAUGGAGAGAAAGUCCUUAUACAAUUUGAGGACUUCGCAAACCAUAAUGCUUUCGUAUUGCUUGAAAAAUAUAGCAAGAGUCAUAUUGUAUUCAAUGAUGAUAUUCAGGGAACUGCUUCUGUAGUCCUUGCCGGGCUUGUUGCAUCACUGAAGUUGGUCGGUGGGACUUUAGGGGACCACAAAUUUUUGUUUCUUGGUGCCGGCGAGGCUGGUACUGGUAUUGCCAAACUCAUAGCCCUUGAGAUGUCAAAGCAGACAAAGAUCCCAAUUGAAGAGUGUCGCAAGAAGAUAUGGCUCGUUGAUUCAAAGGGAUUGAUUGUUAGCUCACGCAGGGAGUCCCUUCAACAAUUCAAAAAACCAUGGGCGCACGAGCAUGAACCUAUCAAAGAACUCAUUGAUGCUGUAAAGAUUAUUAAACCAACUGUGCUGAUUGGAUCAUCUGGAGUGGGGCAAACAUUCACACAGGAAGUAGUUGAGGCCAUGACCUCCUUCAAUGAGAAGCCCAUAAUUCUUGCUCUCUCAAACCCGACUUCACAAUCUGAAUGUACUGCUGAACAGGCAUACACCUGGAGUAAGGGACGUGCCAUAUUUGCUAGUGGCAGUCCAUUUGGUCCUGUCGAAUAUAAAGGCAAAACUCACAUAUCUGGCCAGGCAAACAAUGCAUAUAUUUUUCCGGGAUUUGGUCUUGGUUUGGUAAUAUCUGGAGCUAUUCGUGUACAUGAAGACAUGCUUCUCGCAGCCUCGGAAGCUCUAGCAUCACAAGUGACACAGGAGAACUAUGACAAGGGACUGAUAUAUCCACCCUUUACGAACAUCAGAAAGAUAUCUGCUCACAUUGCUGCUAAAGUUGCUGCUAAAGUAUAUGAGCUCGGCUUGGCUAGCCAUCUCCCUCGUCCAAGCAAUCUGGUGGAGUUUGCAGAGAGUUGCAUGUACAGUCCCAGAUACCGUAGUUAUCGAUAAAUUUAGCAGACAGAUUCUUUCAAACUUUUACAGUAGCUAAUUACUAGGUUUUGCUGGUAUCGAUCUUCAAUUGUUUCCAUUAUAGUUGUCAUCUUAAGUUUCUUGUCUUUUCAUUUUCCUUUUUUGACAGUAUUAUACCCCAUUAUUAUUGUCAGUGAAUCUUGGAUAAUAGCUUUGCACAAACUGAAAAUUGCUUUUAAUUUUUUUUUCGUUGA
Molecule: messenger RNA, 1899 nt
Organism: Asparagus officinalis (garden asparagus)
Lineage: Eukaryota; Viridiplantae; Streptophyta; Magnoliopsida; Asparagales; Asparagaceae
Product: NADP-dependent malic enzyme-like
Exons: 19
Coding region: 194-1684 (496 amino acids)
Biological process (GO): malate metabolic process; pyruvate metabolic process
Cellular component (GO): chloroplast
Molecular function (GO): malate dehydrogenase (decarboxylating) (NADP+) activity; NAD binding; malate dehydrogenase (decarboxylating) (NAD+) activity
Source: RefSeq, a predicted model, not a curated record